This is a messenger RNA of Phialemonium atrogriseum, 1080 nucleotides long. RefSeq lists its product as uncharacterized. The record is from RefSeq and is a predicted model, not a curated record. Bases 1 to 1080 code for a protein of 359 amino acids. NCBI's taxonomy places the organism in Eukaryota, Fungi, Ascomycota, Sordariomycetes, Cephalothecales, Cephalothecaceae. The transcript is spliced from 4 exons.
AUGACUUGGGUACAGAACGCAACCCCCGAAGUCGACGCUCAGUCCGAGUACCCGACCAUCAUCGCCGUCUGCAGCGUGCUCUCCGUCUUGUCGAUUGCCACGGUCUCUACGAGGCUAUGGAUCCGAUUCUCAGGCUACGGCCUCUGGGCUGACGACUGGUUUUCGGCCCUGUCCAUGACCUUUGCACUCAUCUACUCCAUCCUCUGCAUUGUCCAAACGAGGCUUGGUCUUGGACUGCCCAUUGCCCUUAGACCUGAGGCGAAUCUGGUCCUGUUUACUCGAGUCAACUUCGCGGGACGACCCAUAUACCAGAUCGGAGUUAGCUUCUUCAAGAUCGCUCUGCUCGUCAGCUAUCUGCGCCUCUUUAAAGGAACAAACCAGAUGACAUACCGAAGGCUGGUAUGGGGGUGCAUUGUCUUGGUCUUUGCCGCACACCUGGCCUGCACGUUUGCCUUGGUUUUUGCUUGCUCGCCGAUCGAUAAAUCGUGGAAUCCCUUGAAAGAAGGGAGUUGCCUCCCCUCCGGACCCUCAUUCAGAGCCUACGCCAUCGUCACCAUCCUGUGUGACGUGAUCGUCGCUGUCUUGCCGGUUCCUGUGCUUCUCCGGCUCAACAUACAUAAGAACAAAAAGGUCGCACUCAUCGGCAUCUUCCUUCUCGGUCUCUUCACCACCAUCUGUUCGAUCUUGCGAUGCAUCCAGAUCAAUCGCAUCCAGUAUGGUGAUGGCAACUCAACACAACUCGUCUUAUGGGGAACAGUUGAGUUCAACGUCGGUAACAUGGUCUCUUCCCUGCCCUUCCUGGCCCCGGCAUUCAUGCGACGGGCCAACGAGUACGUGUCCAACAGCAAAGGAGAGUCACGCGAAAGGUCUAGGCAUCUGGGGGCAGGUGGCUCCCAAGCCUACAAGCUCAGUAGUGUCAACCGCUGCACCGCAUUCGUCAGCGGGCACCACAACGACAGCGACGAGAACAUCCUGGUGGUGCAGCAGCCGGAUAACUCCAUCAUCAAGUCAGUCACGUAUACUGUCAGGGUCGAGGACGAGGAAGAUGCAAUCAAGCGCGACGAGCCCCGUGCGCUCUAG